This is a messenger RNA of Impatiens glandulifera, 1503 nucleotides long. RefSeq names its product nucleolar and coiled-body phosphoprotein 1-like. NCBI's taxonomy places the organism in Eukaryota, Viridiplantae, Streptophyta, Magnoliopsida, Ericales, Balsaminaceae. The transcript has 7 exons. The record is from RefSeq and is a predicted model, not a curated record. Gene Ontology annotation, molecular function: protein binding. Bases 12 to 1259 code for a protein of 415 amino acids.
UUUCUUGUCAUAUGCCGUCGACUAGCUACGUUGAAAACACAAACCCUAAACCCACAAGCCGACUUCUUGCUCUUAAACCUCGGCAGGUACUACUAGCUGAGCUCAACGCCAAGGCCGCGCUAACGAUGAAGCCCUCCACCGAAAGCAGGUCUGUUCUCAUCCAUUCCAUCCUGUGCUUCCUCGACUCCAACGCCUUCUCCAAAACCCUCAAGCGCUUUCUCUCUGAAGCUCAAAUUCAGGAUGAUAGUUGGAAGGCCUGCUCAUUUAAUCUGGAAGACAUAUUUAGCAAUCAUUUCCAGACAUGUGACACUAAAUCUGUCAUUCUGGAGAAAGAGGUACAACCAGAAAUUAAAGGUGCUGCUGCUGAAGAAGAUGUGAAAAAGAAAAAGAAGAAAAGUGAUGCCAAUGCAGAAUUAGAUCCCAUUGGAAAGGAUAAUACUUUGGAGAUGGAUGAACAGAAAAAGAAAGAAAAAAGCAAGAGGAGGAAAAACAAAUCUGGUCUUGAAUUACAAGAACUUGAGAAAGAAUCAGAACAGCCAGGAUUGUCUACAGUAACAGAAGAAAAAGGAAAAAAGAAGAAAAACAAAGUUGAUAGAUCAUCUCUUGAAGAGGGUGGAAAAGAAGUUGGUAAAGAAGAAAAAGAAAAAUCUAAAGAUGGAAAGAAAAUAAAAAAGAAAGGUUUUGAGAAAGAUUCCAUUGAAGGUGACAAAAGUAAAGAGGAAGUCAUUAGUAAAGAGAAAUCCAAAAAGAGGAAAAGAUCACUUUCCGAUGAAAAUGCUGAGACAAAAAAUUUGCAGGAGGGCAAGAUCAGUGAUCCAGUUAUAGAAGUAAAUUCUGUUAAUGGCGAUAAUGGGAAGUCAGAGAAGAAAAAGAGCAUUGAAAAUGGUCAUGUGAGUGAAAAUCACUUACAGGAUUUGUCAGUUAGUAGGCAAGAUAAUGAAGAAGACAAUUCUGAUGCUGGUAGAUCCGCUAAGAAACAGCGUAUUGAAUCUGCAGAGCCUAAGUCAGCAGCAAAUGCAUUUAGAAGAGUAAAAGUGGAAGAGGUGGUUUUCACUGAUGAGAGGCUACAAGAUAAUUCCUAUUGGGCAAAGGAUGGAGCAGAUAUUGGGUAUGGUGCCAAAGCUCAAGAAGUUCUUGGACAAGUUAGAGGAAGGGGCUUCCGCCACGAAAAAACAAAAAAGAAACGUGGUUCAUACAGAGGGGGGCAGAUUGAUUUGGAUUCUCAUUCGGUAAAGUUUAACUAUUCGGACGAAGAAUGAGAGGCAAUAGCUACUUCUGAUUGUUUGUUCUGCUCUUGCAUUUUUUGUUGUGGGUUAUUUAUGGUGGGACGAAGUCUUUGCAUUUGGUGUCCCAUUGCCAAAUUUUGAUUUUAAUGGUUUUAAACUGGAUGAUAUUAUUACCUUCAUUGAAAUAACUCUUGCAUGUUAUAUUUCUUUCUUUCUUUUUUUCCUUUAAAAGGAUUAGAUUACUGAACUUAAAUCUUUAUAAUGUGAUUGUUUCCUU